Molecule: messenger RNA, 1291 nt
Organism: Sabethes cyaneus
Lineage: Eukaryota; Metazoa; Arthropoda; Insecta; Diptera; Culicidae
Gene: Slimp
Product: serine--tRNA synthetase-like protein Slimp
Exons: 1
Coding region: 35-1291 (418 amino acids)
Biological process (GO): seryl-tRNA aminoacylation
Cellular component (GO): mitochondrion
Molecular function (GO): serine-tRNA ligase activity; ATP binding; tRNA binding
Source: RefSeq, a predicted model, not a curated record
UCCUCUCCGUGCUAGGUUUCGUGCCAAAACCGAAAUGCUUCGAAUCCGUUCGAUAGGCAUUCCCAGAAGAGUGUUCUCUUCGGCCCUCUACGUUACCGGCGACAAAGCGAAAGAGCAGUACGCACCGUUGAUUCCAUACUUGGACUUUCAAUCGAAGUUUGCCGAUAUAGAAAAGCUUCAGCGUAAUUUACGGUUGCGCCGGUAUCAGUUGGAUUUUGAGACUCUAAGACAACAGUGGGAAUUAUAUCGCUCGAUGGAACUUCGUAAAAGAGACAUUGAAACGCGCCGAACAGAGCUUCGAGACCUUAUUGCUAAAGCAACUAAUGAGGAAACCAUCAAACAGCUUAAACUGCAAGCUACUCUGGCUAAAGCCGACCUCAAAAGUCUACGGGAGAGCAGUUACAGUGUGGCAGAUACCUUCGUGGCGGAGACUUUUUUAAAGAUUCCGAAUGAAUUGCACGAAAGAACGCCAGCUGAAGAAGCUGUCAUUUUAUACGAAAAAAGUCAAAAUGUGAUACCAGCAUCAAACGGUAUAGGAGAGGAAUGGUUAGAGGAAUACGCCUCUACUAGUACCUAUAUGAAGGAAGAUGCAGCUUUAAUGGAUCUGUUCCUUCCAAUUAAGUGUGCGGAAGUGUUUCAAGAUGCUGGUCACACCUUAUUUUCCAAUCCAGACUUUGUCCGAACCGUGCUGGUGGAAGCGGCUCAAGAAGAUCUCGACUCGGUGUAUCUGGUCAACGAAGAAGAGGCUUUGGAGCACACCUUGAAUCGGUUACAUUUGUGCGGGGGAGGUAGCAUGCUGAGCUUCCUAGGAUAUCUCACCAAGCUGUUGGUGUUUCCUACCGUUUUGCCAAUUCGUCUGAUAGCCAAUGGAAAGCAAUAUUCGUACGAGAAGCCGCAAACGAGUGCCGUUCAAACGUUGCUUGCUGCCAAACAGGAUGAAGAAGCGAUUCGGAUGUUUGAUGAGACAUUGGAGUUGUAUAGACGCUUUUAUGAUAGACUUGGACUGCCCUACCGGUUGGUGAUGGUUCCGGCUUGUGAGUUAAAAUCAGCUGAAGCGCUACGGGUGAACGUUGAAGUUGCUGGCGUGAACGAUUCUCGGUUCGUUAGUGUGGGCAAUCUUUCCUAUUAUGCAGAUUUCAUUAGCAAAAGGAUAGCUUUCAACUACAGCGAAGGAAAAGUACAAAAAUUUCCUCAUCUCGUGAUUGGGACCGUGGCAAUAACUAGUGAAAUUAUAAAACUACUGCUAAACAGUGGCGUCAGUUUUAGAGACUUAGGUUAUCUGACAAGUUAG